AUGACAACAAUGAAUAGAGCUAUUGUAAAAACUAGUAAUCUUCCAGCUAAUAUGCAAGAUGAUGCAGUGAAACAAUGUUUAAAAGCAAUGCUUACAUGUCGACAUGAUAAAGAUAUAGCUGCUUAUUUACGUAAAGAAUUCAAUCAAAAAUAUGGACGUACAUGGCAUUGUAUUGUUGGAGGUAGUUUUGGAAGGGAGUACUUGCAUUUAUUUGAAGCAAUAAGUAAAUCGUCACAUUGA
Schistosoma turkestanicum is the source of this 240-nucleotide messenger RNA. The record is from the annotation of a GenBank genome assembly. NCBI's taxonomy places the organism in Eukaryota, Metazoa, Platyhelminthes, Trematoda, Strigeidida, Schistosomatidae.